Molecule: messenger RNA, 3093 nt
Organism: Trichobilharzia szidati
Lineage: Eukaryota; Metazoa; Platyhelminthes; Trematoda; Strigeidida; Schistosomatidae
Source: the annotation of a GenBank genome assembly
AUGCCUCGGAUUAACAUUAAGGGAGGUGUUUGGCGAAACACGGAGGAUGAAAUCUUAAAAGCUGCUGUUAUGAAAUAUGGCAAAAAUCAAUGGGCUCGGAUAGCAUCAUUGUUACAUCGCAAAGCCGCUAAACAAUGUAAAGCUAGAUGGUAUGAAUGGCUCGAUCCUAGUGUCAAAAAGACGGAAUGGAGCCGUGAAGAAGAUGAGAAGCUUUUGCACUUGGCAAAGCUGAUGCCAACACAAUGGCGAACAAUAGCUCCGAUUGUUGGUAGAACCGCAAAUCAGUGCUUAGAGCGUUAUGAAUACCUAUUGGAUAAAGCGCAAAACAGGGAGGGAUUAUCUGCCGAAGAAGAUCCAAAGCGUCUUCGACCGGGAGAAAUCGACCCAAAUCCUGAAACUAAACCAGCUCGUCCAGACCCCGUUGAUAUGGACGAGGAUGAACUAGAAAUGCUUUCAGAAGCUAGAGCAAGAUUGGCCAAUACCCAGGGUAAGAAAGCAAAGCGUAAAGCUAGAGAACGUCAACUUGAAAUUGCUCGAAGAAUGGCUAUGAUGCAAAAACGUCGAGAGCUUCGUGCAGCUGGUCUAGGAACAUUUCUAGGCCUGAUGCCUAAAACAAAACCAUGCAUGGAUUAUAAUUCAGAGAUUCCAUUUGAAAAACAACCACCGAAAGGAUUCUUUGAUACGAGUGCUGAGAAACCAGAAAUUAAACCUAUGGAUUUUCAGCGUUUACGACUUUCUGAUAUUGAAAAAGAAAGUUAUAUGGAAAGGGAAAAACGAGAACGUAAAAAAGACGCCGAACGUCAAGCUAAACGUAUGCAAUCAGAUUUACCUGGUCUUAUUCAACAACGUGGUAAUUCUUUGGAUGAACCAUUGUUAAAACGAUCUAAACUUGUCCUUCCUGCACCUCAAAUAUCUGAUUUAGAAUUGGAAAAUUUAAUCAAAGUUGGUCAAGCCGGUGAAAAUGCUGUCAGAAUGGCUAUUGAAGAUUCUGUUGGCGAAAUGGGCUCUGCAACACAUCCUUUGUUACCAGAGUGUCCUACAGGGGGAUUUGCAACGCCUGCUUUAAGUCUUCAACGUACUCCAAUGGCUAUGAUAGAUACUGUAACAAGAGAAGCUCAAAAUAUUUUAGCCUUACAACAAGUACAAACUCCACUGAAAGGUGGUGAAAAUACUCCAUUAGUUGGGGAAUCCGAUUUCUCCGGGACAACACCACGUCUACCAAGUAAUCUAUCAACACCGAACAUUCUACUACCGACUCAAAUAGUUGGUGCCACUCCAUUUCGUACACCGAAUAUCAUCGAAAAUGGUACUCCAAAUGUUCUAAUGGGUGGUGGUGCUAUCGGCAGUAAUACACCUGGUCCAAUGAGAAUGGGUGAACAAAAUGGUCCAAUACCCAUGAAUAAUACACCGUUAAGAAAUCGUCUUAAUAUCAAUUCAUCAAUCGACCCGAAUAAUAUCGAUGCUCUUGAUCAUCAAGAUGGUGUUGGUGGUGCUGCUGCUGGUUUCUACGAUAUCAACAGUGUAAAAACAAAUCUACGCAAAAGUCUAGCUAAUCUUCCAACACCGAAGAAUAAUUUUGAAAUAUUUAUCCCCGAUGAGAAUGCAGUGAAUGGUGAUGAUGAUGAUAGUACUAUGGGAGAGAAUGGUGCUGGUGGUACUGUUGAUAUGGAUCAAUUUGAAGAGGAUAAAGGAUCUGCAGCAAAAAUUCCUGAUCAAUCAGAUUUAGACAGACAGUCAGAGAUAGAAAGAGCCAGAGCUGCUGAAUUAGAAUGGUCUAAGCGUAGUCAAGUGGUGCGUCGUUCACUUCCUAGGCCAUCAGCUGUUAAUCAUACAGUGUUACGCAAUAUGCCGGGUGGUGGUGGUGGUGGCGGUGGUGCAACAAAUCAACCACCUCAACAAGAAGCGAAUAUGACUGAUUUGCAAAAGGCUGAAGAAUUAAUUAAACAAGAAAUGGUGACAAUGAUGCAUUAUGAUAAUUUGAAUAAUCCUCCACCGAAUCAACUGUUGGAUGCAGCGAAACAAGCUCAACAACGACGUUAUCUACAACAAUUGAAAGCUACACAUGAAAGCUUUUUAAAAGACUCCCCGUAUGAACCAUUCAAUCCAGAUGAUUUAAAAGAGGCGGAGAAGCUACUUGAAGAAGAAAUGCAUGUUGUACGCAAUGGUAUGGGUCACGGUGAAUUGUCAGCUGAAGCUUAUGCAAAAGUUUGGCAUGAAUGUCUAAGUCAAGUGCUGUAUUUACCAGCUCAUAGGCGUUACACACGAGCUAAUCUUGUGACAAAACGUGAUCGUAUAGAAUCACAUGAAAAACGGCUGGAUCAGUUGCGUCAUCUUAUGGCUGAAGAAGCGAAACGUGCCGCGAAAAUAGAAAAGAAGUUGAGAAUUCUACUUGGAGGUUAUCAGUCACGUGCUCAAACUUUAAUGAAAGCUAUCGAAGAAAGCGUUGAUCAAAUUGAACAAGGUUACAUGGAGCUGACCACUUAUGAACGACUUCAUGAACAAGAGCUAUGCGCUAUCGCAAGACGUUCUGAUGUGUUAGAGGCUGAUGUUGAACGCCAACAGAAACGACAUGCUGAUCUUCAACGUGAAUACGGCCGACUGAUUCGUAUCCGUGAAGAACGUGAAGCUGAUGCUUUCUUAGCAAGUAAUAUGGAUUUAAUUGGUGACAGUGAAAUGUCGACGGCCACCGCCACCACUGAUGGUGGUGGUGGUACUACUGGUAAAACUGUAUCAGCUGUAAGCGAAACUAAUCACACCGACUCCGCAUCAUCCAUGACGAUGAUGGUGAAUGGAGGCGAUAAAACGGCUACAACACGUAAAUGGAUUGCUGUUACACAAGUGGAAGAUGUGAAUAACACGGAUCAUCAAAUGAUGGUUGAUGAAGAUGUUGAAGAAGGGGAAGAACAGACAACGAAUACUGUCCUCAACCCUUCUAAUCAUUUGAACAAUGUCAAUGGUGAUACAAACAGUCUUAAUCAUAAUGAUAUAUCCUCAUUGAAUAAUAAUAAUAAUGAUAAUCUCACCUCAGAUUCAGAAUCAACUAAUGUGAAUAUGAUGGUGGAAUCAGUUGAACAGACAAUUAGUUCACACUGA